AUGAGCAAGAGACAAGACUCACCUCCAUAUUUGAGAAAUGGUCACACAAAGGUAUGCUAUGGUCAGCAGGGGCAUGCAAGGUUCAUGAAGAGCAGCUUAAGCACGUGCAUAAAGGGUGCCUCGAGCGUCCACAGCAAGACAUCCGGAUGGAUGGAAGUCGUGUGGAGGGUUCCCACAAAGGGCUUUGCCAUGACUUCGUCCUUUGCUGAAACAUUUGCGUCUACCUUCUCAAGGGCAACAAAGUCAGGCUUCCUUUCAUCCACCCACAGCUCGCACCAUGUACACCUCAUGGACGGAAUCGCAAAGCUCUUCAACUAUCUCCAACUCAAGGAGAAGACCAUUAGUGCAUGCUGCCUACCAGAGCUCCAAGAUGUGCCGUCAAAUGAGCACUUUGGGCUCAUCGAAUCGAGCUUUGCAUCCACAUUUGGCGGGCUACUGGAUGUGCUCAGCGAUGAUGGUGAUGCAGUGGACCUUGUCCUGCAGUCAACAAGGGCUGAAAUCCUUGAAGAAUUCGACAUCGACCCACGGCUCCUCUCUAUGCCCGAGGCACAGGCUGAGCCAUUGCUGGUGCACCCUCAUGCCACCUCAGUUUCCAGCAUUGGAACAGACGCUCAGCCGCAAGCUAUGAGGAAGCGCAAAGCAGAUGAUGACACCAUUGUCAUCUCCGACAGUGAAGCUGAUGAGCUGCUGCCCCACAAAAUCAUGCAGCAUAUGACCACCACUACUGGGGGUGAUACUCCAGAAGUCACUACAUCACUGUCAACUCAGGUAAGCCCACUCUUCCUCUUUGAUGAUCCUCCUUCUACCAAUGACUCAUCUUACAAAAAAUAUAUGGCUUCAUAUGAAAAACUUCAUUUUACUCCCAUUCUCCCUCCUAUUGAUACCCUCUUCCUAGGCAAUAGCAUGGGUAACCCACGGGUAUUCCGUGCUGUACCCGCACCCAUACCUGUGUGGAACUAG
Suillus bovinus is the source of this 960-nucleotide messenger RNA. RefSeq lists its product as uncharacterized. The record is from RefSeq and is a predicted model, not a curated record. Bases 1 to 960 code for a protein of 319 amino acids. Lineage: Eukaryota; Fungi; Basidiomycota; Agaricomycetes; Boletales; Suillaceae. The transcript has 4 exons.